Messenger RNA from Malania oleifera, 402 nucleotides. RefSeq names its product two-component response regulator ORR9-like. The transcript has a single exon. The record is from RefSeq and is a predicted model, not a curated record. NCBI's taxonomy places the organism in Eukaryota, Viridiplantae, Streptophyta, Magnoliopsida, Santalales, Ximeniaceae. Gene Ontology annotation, biological process: cytokinin-activated signaling pathway. The coding region runs from base 1 to 402 and encodes 133 amino acids.
AUGUCUUUUGAGAAUAUCCCUUCGUGGAUCAGCAGAUGCUUGGAAGAGGGGGCAGGAGAUUUCUUCCUGAAGCCAGUUCAACUCUCAGAUGUAAGCAAGCUGAGACCCCAUCUGCUGAAGGGUAGAGCUAAAGAGCAGCAGCUUCACAUUAAUGUGAAAGAUGAGCAAAGAGGCAAUUCUGCAGAGCGAAAAAUUACGAGAAACAGAACUAUUGGGUCGGAGAGGACUACCAUGACUGCUUUCACCGGAAAAAAUGGAGCUGGCGGGGACGAGGCCGAAGAAGACGAGAGAAAUGAGAGAAGCUUCUGGACUGGUAACAGAGAGGGACUGAGAGAUAUGACCGGAAUUGCAAGAUGGAACCGAGAAUGCUGGACUGAGCGCUGGGACUACAAGACUGAAUGA